GACAAGCAACGCGCUAUGUGUCGCUCGUCACCCGCCGCCAUAGCCGCCGUGGGUGAUGGCUUGAGAAUGGCGUACGCCGAGUGUCGGUCGCAGCUCGGAGGCUACAGGUGGAACUGUUCUGGGAUUGGAGAUGGAAACGACUUUGGACAUGUCAUGCCAUUGGCAACUCGUGAGGCAGCAUUUACGUACGCGAUAACGUCGGCGGGGGUCACACACGCGUUAAGUACGGCGUGUGCGCGCGGCGACCUGCCGGCGUGCGGCUGCUCUUCUAAUAGGCGCCGGACCCCAAGCCCUUCAGAACAGUUCCAGUGGGGUGGAUGUGGGGAGGCGGCGUAUGGGGCAAGGUUCGCUCGGCGGUUCCUCGACUCGAGGGAAAUGGAAGCGGACGCCAGGAGCCUCAUGAACCUUCACAACAACAGAGUCGGGAGGAAGAUGGUAAAAGAUUUGGUGCGACGCGAAUGCAAAUGUCACGGAGUAUCAGGUUCAUGCGCUAUUCGUACAUGUUGGCGAGCUCUGCCACCCUUCCGCGCAGUGGGCGCAGCUCUAAGGGACAAGUACCACCGAGCGAGGCUAGUGGUGCCGCACCCACCACCCUCCACGCACGCGCCGCAGACACAUCUUGUUAUACGACGGACAAGACAAAACGCCGGCGUAGGCAGACAGCCCCGUAAGUCCGAGUUGGUGUACCUGGAGCCUUCCCCGUCCUACUGCGAGCCGGACGGCGUCACCGGCUCGCUGGGGACACACGGCAGGCAUUGUAACCGAACUUCGAGAGGCGAAGACGGCUGUGAAACGCUCUGUUGCGGUCGUGGAUACAACACAAUAAGAACAGAAGAAGAAACGAAGUGCAAUUGUCGGUUCCACUGGUGUUGUCGCGUCUCUUGUGACAAGUGUAUCACUCGCAGCGAAGCUCAUAUUUGUAACUGAACGACAUCUAGCGGACACUGACGACGUCUCUGCACACUUGAGACAUCUAGCGGACAGUAGCGACAAGCUUGUAAAAUGUUUAGAAACAGAAUGAACGACGACGAUGACGACAGAAUAAUACCUAAUAUGUAACAGUUGAAAUAUAAUCUCUAAAUUAUAUAACAAACUGUAAUAAAAAAAAACGAGUAUGCUUUAGACCACACGA
Molecule: messenger RNA, 1132 nt
Organism: Melitaea cinxia (Glanville fritillary)
Lineage: Eukaryota; Metazoa; Arthropoda; Insecta; Lepidoptera; Nymphalidae
Gene: Wnt2
Product: protein Wnt-2-like
Exons: 7
Coding region: 16-927 (303 amino acids)
Biological process (GO): multicellular organism development; canonical Wnt signaling pathway; neuron differentiation
Cellular component (GO): extracellular region
Molecular function (GO): frizzled binding; cytokine activity
Source: RefSeq, a predicted model, not a curated record